Molecule: messenger RNA, 3379 nt
Organism: Rhinopithecus roxellana (golden snub-nosed monkey)
Lineage: Eukaryota; Metazoa; Chordata; Mammalia; Primates; Cercopithecidae
Product: zinc finger protein 440
Biological process (GO): regulation of DNA-templated transcription
Source: RefSeq, a predicted model, not a curated record
GUGCUGCGCCGGCACCAGUCAGCAACUCGGCGCUCUUGCUCCGAGAGGGACCAGGUGCCUCCACCAGAGCUUCUGUCGCUCUGUAACCUGCACUGUGACCUACACUAGUCGCGGGAGCCACGCAGAGGACACCGGAACACCUUGGAAGCCGAGAAAUGGGCCAAAUCCAAGAAUGAUUGCGUAGGUCAGUGAGACACAGAAGAGGCAACUCAACAAAGCCCAUGACAUCACAGUGCACUGCUCACAAUCCCAGGAGAUGAGGGCAGCACACCUGCAGAGCAAUACAGAGUGGGGGGAACAUCCAGGAUGCACAUUCAACCAGCAGGACCCAGUGGCCUUUGAGGAUGUGGCUGUGAACUUCACCCAGGAGGAGUGGGCUUUGCUGGAUAUUUCCCAGAGGAAUCUCUACAGGGAAGUGAUGCUGGAAACUUUCAGGAACCUGACCUCUAUAGGAAAAAGUUGGAAAGACCAGAACAUUGAAUAUGAGUACCAAAACCCCAGGAGAAACUUCAGGAGUCUCAUAGAAGAUAAAGUCAAUGAAAUUAAAGAAGACAGUCAUUGUGGAGAAACUUUUACCCAGGUUCCACAAGACAGGCUGAACUUCCAGGAGAAAAAAGCUUCUUCUGAAGUAAAAUCAUGUGACAGCUUUGUGUGUGGAGAAGUUGGCAUAGGUAACUCAUCUUUUAAUAUGAACAUCAGAGGUGACAUUGGACAUAAGGCAUAUGAGUAUCAGGAAUAUGGACCGAAGCCAUCUAAGUGUCAACAACCUAAAAAAGCCUUCAGAUAUCGCCCCUCCUUUAGAACACCAGAAAGGGAUCACACUGGAGAGAAACCCUAUGCUUGUAAAGAAUGUGGAAAAACCUUUGUUUUCUAUUCAAGCAUUCAAAGACACAUGGUAAUGCACAGUGGGGAUGGACCUUAUAAAUGUAAGUUUUGCGGGAAAACCUUCCAUUGCCUCAGAUUAUAUCUUAUCCAUGAAAGAACUCACACUGGAGAGAAACCAUAUGAAUGUAAACAAUGUGGUAAAUCCUUCAGUUAUUCUGCUACCCUUCGAAUACAUAAAAGAACUCACACUGGGGAGAAGCCUUACGAAUAUCAGGAAUGUGGCAAAGCAUUUCAUAGUCCCAGAUCCUAUCGUAGACAUGAAAGGAGUCACACGGGAGAGAAGCCUUAUCAGUGUAAGGAAUGUGGGAAAGCAUUCACAUGUCCCCGUUACGUUCGUAUACAUGAAAGGAUCCACUCUAGGAAAAAACUUUAUGAAUGUAAGCAGUGUGGGAAAGCAUUAUCCUCUCUUCCAAGUUUUCAAACACACGUAAGAAUGCACUCUGGAGAAAGACCUUAUGAAUGUAAGAUAUGUGGGAAAGGCUUUUGUUCUGCCAAUUCAUUUCAAAGACAUGAAAAAAUUCACAGUGGAGAGAAACCCUAUAAAUGCAUGCAAUGUGGUAAAGCCUUCCCUCAUUCCAGUUCCCUUCGAUAUCAUGAAAGGACUCACACUGGAGAGAAACCCUAUGAGUGUAACCAAUGUGGGAAAUCCUUCAGAUCUGCCUCACACCUUCGAGUGCAUGGUAGGACUCACACUGGAGAGAAACCCUAUGAAUGUAAGGAAUGUGGGAAAGCCUUCAGAUAUGUGAAUAACCUUCAAAGUCAUGAAAGGACGCAAGCACACAUAAGAAUACACUCCGUAGAAAGACCUUAUAAAUGUAAGAUAUGUGGGAAAGGCUUUUAUUGUUCCAAAUCGUUUCAAAGACAUGAAAAAACUCACACUGGAGAGAAACUCUAUGAAUGCAAGCAAUGUUCAUUAGUUCCAGUUCCUUUCGAUAUCAUGAAAGGACUCACACUGGAAAGAGGCCAUAUAAAUGCAAGCAAUGUGGGAAAGCCUUCAGAGCUGCCUCAGUCCUUCAAAUGCAUGGUAGGAGUCACCCUGAAGAGAAACCCUGUGAGUGUAACCAAUGAGGGAAAACCUUCAGAUGUGCCCCACACCUUCGAAUGCAUGGUAGGACGCACAAUGGAGAGAAACCGUAUGAAUGGAAGGAAUGUAGGAAACCCUUCAGAUCUGCCAGGAACCGUCAAAUUCAUGAAAGGACGCAAGCACACAUAAGAAUGCACUCUGUAGAAACACCUUAUGAAUGUAAGAUAUGUGGGAAAGGCUUUUAUUCUGCCAAGUCAUUUCAAAUACAUGAAAAAUCUUACACUGGAGAGAAACUCAACGAAUGUAAGCAAUUUGGUAAAGCCUUUUUUUCUUUCACUUCCUUUCAAUAUCAUGAAAGGACUUAUACUGGAGAGAACCCCUGUGAGUAUAAGCAAUGUGGGAAAGCCUUCAUAUCUACCUCACACCUUCGAAAGCAUGGUAGGACUCACACUGGAGAGAAACCCUAUGAAUGUAAGCAAUGUGGGAAAGCCUUCAGAUCUGUCAAAAAUAUUUGAAUUCAUAAAAGGACACACUGGAGAGAAACCCUAUGAAUGUAAGCAAUGUGAGAAAGCCUUCAGAUCUGUCAAAAAUAUUUGAAUUCAUAAAAGGACACACUGGAGAGAAACCCUAUGAAUGUAAGGAAUGUGGAAAAGUGUUCCAUAAUUUCUCUUCUUUGCAAAUACAUGAAAGGAUGCACAGAGGAGAGAAGCCCUAUGAAUGUAAGCAUUGUGGGAAAGCAUUCACAUCUGCCAAGAUCCUUUGAAUACAUGCAAAACACACUGGAGAGAAACCCUAUGAAUGUGAAGAAUACAGGAAAGCAUUCAGCUUGCCUACUUCCUUUCAUAGACAUGAAAAGACUCACACUGGAAGGAAACCCUAUGAAGGUAAGCAAUGUGGCAAAGUUUUCACUUCUUCCAGUUCUCUUCAGUAUCAUGAACUCACACUAGGGAGAAACCCUAUCAAUGUAAGCAAUGUGUGAAAGCCUUUAUUUCUUCCACUUCUUUUCAAUAUCAUGAAAGGACUCACAUGGGAGAGAAACCCUAUGAGUGUAUGCAGUGUGAGAAAGCCUUCAUUUCUUCUAGUUCCCUUCGAUAUCAUGAAAGAACUCACAUUGGAGAGAAGCCCUGUGAAUGUAAGCAAUGUGGAAAGCCUUCAGAUCAGCCUCACACCUUCAAAUCCAUGGAAGGACUCACACUCGAGAGAAACCCUAUGAAUGUAAGCAGUAUGGGAAAGCAUUCAGACUUGAAAAGAUUCUUUGAAUACACCUAAUGAAUGUAAACAAUUAACUGUUUAUAAUAACUGCAUACUAACAAAUGUUAUUCUUUUUAAAUAAUUAAGAAGCUAUAAUACCCCAUUGGUGUCAUGUAUUAGAUCAACCUUAUACUGUUAAAUUGUUAUUACUUGGACAUUGUGAUUCAGUAUAACCAUGUGGAUAAAAUGCCAGGCAUCUUUUUUUUUUUGGAAAUUUUA